CGGUGACGGGCGGCCGCCACGCGCGGCGCGGCGGCGGGGGCGGGGCCGUGCCCCAUCCCCGCCUCCUGGCCCCGCCCCCUCCCCCUGUCCCGCCCCCGUCGGGGACGGGCGCGGCGGGAGCGCGGCGGCGCGGCGGGACGGAGCGGCCGGCGGUGCCGGCAGUGGCCCGAGCCCGGCGGGGAGCGGCAGCGGCAGGAGCGGGACGGCGGGGGCCAGCCCGCCAAGCCGGGCGGGAUGGAUAAGUACGACGAUCUGGGUCUGGAAGCCAGCAAGUUCAUUGAAGACCUCAACAUGUACGAGGCCUCCAAGGACGGUCUCUUUCGGGUGGACAAAGCUGCCGGCAACAACCCCGAGUUUGAGGAGACCAGGCGGGUCUUCGCCACCAAAAUGGCCAAGAUCCACCUUCAGCAGCAGCAGCAGCAGCAGCAGGAGGAGAUGCUGAUGGCCGCCCUGAACGGAGGGGCUGCCCUCGGCGCGCCCCGGCCCAGCCCGCCGGCGGCACGGGGAGCCAAGCCGCCCCCCGCCGCCGCCGAGGGGCCGCGCCUCAGGCCGUGCGACGGCGGGGAGCGCGCCGAGGCCCCGGGCGGCCAGGCUGGGCGCCGCGGCUGGGAAGCGGAGCCCGACAGGGCCCCCCGGGCGGGGGGCUCACGGCCCGGCGCCGGCCGCGGGGAGCAGCGGGCCGGCAGCCCCGGCGACCCCCGGGCCGGCCGCGGCGGGCAGGAGAACGGCGGCGAGGCCAGGCGGGGCGGCGGCGGCCGUGACCCGACGGCGGCCGGGCAGCGGUCCUCCUCCUUCUCGCACGCCCGGAGCCCCCCGGCGGGGCCGGAGGAGGGCGCCCCCGGCGCCCCGCCGCAGCACAGGUCCGCCUCCUUCUCGGCCCCCUCGGCGCAGCCCGCGCGCGGGUGUUCGGGCCCGGCCGAGCCCGGCGCCCCCGGGGCCGGCGGGGAGGGCAGCCAGCCCUGGUACCGGGGCGUCCCGCCGGCCUUCCCCCCGAGCUCCGCGCUCGCCACCCCCGGCGCGGACUGCCAGCACGCCGCCGCCUGCCCCGGCCCGGCCGGCCCCUUGGUGGCCCACGGUCACAACCACCGGCCCAACGGUGGCAGCGCGAGCCCCGAGCCGGGCUCCUCGCGCCUGGCCUCGCGCGGGCCGGCGGCUCCGGAUGCGCCGCAUGCCCCGCACGCUCCGCCGCCGCUCUUCCCGGAGGGUGCGAGCACCGUGCGGCCAGAUGCUGGGCACCCGGAGGGCUCCGGCACGGCAAAGGUGAAGCUGCCCUGCCAGACCCUCCUCCCGCAGCCGGAGCAGGGGCCCUCGGUGGCCGAGCUGAAGCUGGAGGCGCUGACCCAGCGCCUGGAGCAGGAGAUGGACGCUCGCCCAAAGGCCGAUUACUUUGGCACCUGUGUGAAAUGCAGCAAGGGGGUGUAUGGAGCAAACCAGGCUUGUCAGGCCAUGGGCAACCUCUACCACGACGGCUGCUUCACCUGCGGAGCCUGCAGUCGAAAGCUGAGAGGAAAAGCCUUUUAUUUUGUCAAUGGCAAGGUGUUCUGUGAAGAAGAUUUCCUGUAUUCUGGUUUCCAGCAGUCAGCAGACAGGUGUUUCAUUUGUGGUCAUUUGAUAAUGGACAUGAUCCUGCAGGCUCUAGGGAAAUCAUAUCAUCCAGGCUGCUUCCGAUGUGUGGUCUGCAAUGAGUGUCUGGAUGGUGUGCCAUUCACCGUAGAUUCUGAAAACAAAAUCUACUGUGUCAGAGAUUACCACAAAGUUUUAGCUCCGAAGUGUGCAGCGUGUGGGCUUCCCAUCCUGCCCUCUGAGGGGUCUGAUGAAACCAUUCGGGUUGUGUCCAUGGACAAGGAUUACCAUGUGGAAUGUUACCACUGCGAGGACUGCGGGAUGGAACUGAACGAUGAAGAUGGGCAUCGCUGUUACCCACUAGACGAACAUUUGCUUUGUCACUCCUGUCAUCUGAAACACAUAGAGAAUGGCACAACUCCAGCAGCUGCCUACCAGCACCACUACUAGCCAGCGUGGCCGACAUCGGAAAGCUGGGACAGACAACUUGUUACAUGAUCUCCCUCUCCCCAUCCUCAGCUGAUUUCCUGUGCAUGUUUUUCUGCCAGUUGGCAAUAUUCCUGUAAAAGGAUAUGAGAGAUUUUUGCUGGAUUCCCAGAGUGUCUAUGCUUGUGAGUUCCAGCUCUAUCAAACCAUGUCUACUUGACCAAGAAUGUGGCAUGUUAUCUAAACUGAUUGGUUUACUUCUACGUGCCUUUUUCUGCUGUCUGGAGAUUCCUCUUGGCUCAUUUUGGAAGCUUCUUCAGUGAAAGCACAAUUUGCUAUCGUGCCUAUGAACUCAGAUCGUGCCAUGCACAAUUGAAAAGCCAGAGGCUGGCUUGUCUGCCUGCCUGCUGGGGACAUCCCGUCAGUCUACUAAAUGUUUCCUGACAAGCACAUUUCAUCAGAUUCCCUGAAGGACAUCAAGCGAUUAAUAUCAGGUUUUAGAUGCUCUUUUUUUUAAUUAAUUCUUUAGGAAAAGAAAAGAAAGAGGUCUGUACAAAAUGGUGCACUCAGACCUUUCAGUUAAUUCCCCAAACUCUGGUAUCAAGCCUGGCUUCAAAAGCACCAACUCUCCAAGGACAAACCAGGUGCACUGGCUGGCAGCUGGAGGCUGACACACCAUUUCAAACAGAACAAAAAACUGGAACAAGCUAGGCAAAGCUACUGCAAUGACUUGGGGCCCAGGCUUCCGUGUCAGCAUGAUACGCAGGGGCCGGUCUGCUGUGUCAGAGACCGAACAGAGGAUCAUGUUUGAAAAGGAAAGGUCGGGAUGCUGAAAGUGUGGACACGGGGGAAAUCCAUCCUCAUUCUUGCUUGCAGAGCUCACUUUGGAAAAAAGCUCUCUGUACACAGACACUCGCCUGAGUUUUCCAGUUUGUCCCCAUGGCUCAGCCCCCAGCCUGGCCACUCCUUUCCAUGGUGUUUGCCCAGCACAAAGCCAUUUCAUAAUGGUGCUUAUUUAGAGCUCUGGGAACAAACUUGAGAUUGUUAUGAAGGCUUUGUUACACAGGGAUUUAGAGCCCAGCUCCACAACCUGUACUCAGAUGAGUAUGUUGGUAUAAACAUAUUUGCUCCCGUGAAUAAUAACAGCUUAUCUGAGCAAGGGGUUAGAGGGCACUUACUUUCUGUUCUGCUGAGAAAGCAGAAUGGCAGAUGGUUUCACUUUUUGAACCCCCCUGCUUUAUAGGCAAAGAAAUCUGCUCCCUCAAUGUGUUAAUAUGUAAGCGUGCCUGCAGUGCAUGUUCUGUAGGUACCAAAGCUGUGCAGCCCCUCACGUACAGGUACAAAGUUAUUGUUGAAGAAAAAGCUCUUUAAUUUAAAGCCUCACAUGCAGUUGGGGAUCUUAGCUACCUUUUCCAACAUACUGUUGUGGAAAACUAGCUAAAUCCUCAUGUGUCUAUGCUAAAGAUGUAAAUUUGGUUCUGGCUGGCAGAGAAUGAAAUGAUACUCUUUAAUACCUUCUUAGUGAGGAAACUACAAUAAAUUAGCUGAGCAGUGGUACUGGGACUCCUGAAAUGAGUCUGUGCCAAGAACCCACUAUGGUUCAAACAAACCUUUUUUCCAGUAGCAUGGAUGUAGCUAGAUAGGUGCUUGAACUUUACAUCAUGGAGUCAGACUGCCCUGUGUACUCAUCUGGAGCAGCACAGGCGCCAGGUAGCAGCAAGCUGCCUGUCUGCUUGUGCUAAUAAAUACCAUAGGCCUCUGUUUUGAGUGGUGCAAGAUGCUGCACUCAGCGUUAAACAGAGGCACAAGCAUCUGCUGUAAAACAAAUGGAGACCGUGGCCUGUUAGCACCCUCCUACACGUCGGUAUCAACUUCCUCGGCUGAAAUGUGAACGUCCGAAACUGCCCAAGCCUCGCGAGCUUGGUGGUUUUGGUAUGCAGUUUCAUCGGGCUGACAGAUCAUCCAGCCUUCUGCCCCAUCGAGUCAUAAGCGCCUCUACUAUUGCUGCUGCCCUUGGGGACAGGGGUGGCAGCAAGUGGCUGGAGGGUCCUGCCCUAUAAACCAUCCAGAGUUCCAGGUUUGUGUAGCUUGGCUCUGUGGCACCGUUUCUCCUGGGGACAUGCAGCCCCUCAGUGAGUGACCAAAAGCCUGAGUGGGGGGAUUUUCCCACCAGUACAGGUGGCUCUGGGCCAUAUCUGUCUUUGGAGAGUUUUACCCGUGAACUUAGAGGAGGUAAAAUUGACCUCAAAUAUGUGAGCCCCCUAGAGCCGUAAAUUUAGCCUCCAAAUGCUGGAUGGCAAAGGGAUGGGAGCUGACACAAGAUACAACCGGUGCUGCAUGCAGGCAGUAUGGAUCGGGGCAGCAACAGCCGCGGCAGAUCCUGUAGUGCUCUCACCCUGGUGCAUGGCAUCAGCUGUGUCCUGCAGCACAGCCAGGGCCAGGGGGAUGUGUAUUUCAAGGUGUGACUGUGAUCUUAGGACUGUCUGAACCGACUGAGGUGAGAAAUAAUGCCAGCUGAUGUCCCUGGUAAAAAAGUCAGAUAGUCCCGGGGAAGUGGUUCCCCUCUCUGAGCUUCCUUUGGCAGCGAAGGCAGGGAGAUACGAAGUGGCUUCUGGAAAUCAGCUGGAAACACCAGCUUCCAUCAGCUGUUACUCUGUCUCUACAAUACCUGCUGCUGUGUGGCUCACGCUUUCGCUGGCUCUUGAUUUUUAGAGCAGCCCCUCACGCACAUUUUCUGGCUUUUGUUUCGGAAAGAUCUGAAAACGCCAAUGGGACUGAGACUUUCUUAAACGGUGGUUUAAACUGCUGUCUAACUCUUGCAGCCUUCCCCACAACCCCAAAAUAAGCAGGAAAGGAGGGGAGGGGGAGAAGGACGGUUUCCCGUUGUGGAAGGCCUGGAGCAGCCUGUGCGGUAAGCUGUCUGCAGGAGCCCCCUUCGCAUCACCGGGGAGCUUGGCCUCUGCUCCCACGCCGUGUCACCUUACUCCUACCAGCUGUCCCAUGUCCCUCAGCGCUGGGGAAAUGAAGGCUGCCCUACUUUCAGUUUUGAGGUCCCGUAUAAAUUAUUUAGUGCCAAUGCUCUCCUUUCCUGUAUUUACGAAGAGCUAGGAAUGACAAUGUGAAGCUCUUGCAGAUGGAGCGUGUGAGUUCAUGCUUUUAAAGCAAAGGCACCUACUGCAUUGCUCUGCUCCCCUACGCGUGCUCACUUGCACCGCUUGUAUCUUUGGGAGUUUGAAUUCGUUUAACCACGUUGUUAUUUUUCCUAGGCUGUGGGUGUCUGAGUCCGUGUUGAUUGUCCCGGGCUUGUCCCUGGCUCUGCAGCUGCCUGACAGUGGGUCCAAGGAGGGGGGAGGCAGGAGCGUCCUGCACAGGGGAGGCUUCUCCUCCUGACCCCCCCGCCAGACAUCUGUGGAGCUGCAAACCCUCGCUGCCUGCUUCCAGGCAGCUCCCCCGCAGGGAGGAACGGGCAGGCAGGUAGCUCUGGAGCUGGAGGUGUGAGAAUUGCAUCCUCUGCAGAAGAAUGUCAGAAAACAUGCUGAAUUGUGCCUAUCUCCUGGCUGAUAGCAUUGGGUUUUGCUGUUCGUGUGAACUUUGGGGUUUUUAUUUAUUAAGGUGCUGAAACGUGCUAUGAAAAGUUAGUCUUUAUUCCUCCCCCAGAGUGCUCUUCUGACUGGUUUUAGGGUAAGGGACCCUUGGAAGUCCCAUUGUGCUGGUAAUGAGUAACUGUCAUGCAAAUGGUUAUUCAAGUGAGUUCUCUGAAACUUGCUUUCAGGAACCGGCGCUUAAUAGAUAUUUUUUUUCAUUCAGAUCAUGCUGUUAAAUUUCUAUCAUUUAGAAUACAGAAACUCAUUUAAAUCGGGAUUCUUGCAUGAAAGCUGGGGAAAAGCCCCAGCUAUAGAAGCAGCAGACGUUUUUCUGUCAUUUGAAGUGUAACAAACACCUGUGUGAUCAAAGUGAUUUAGGGAACUGCCCUGAUGUUUGGUGAGGUCUGUGGCUCUUCAGUUUCCAAGUUUCAUUGGGGGGCUUUUAAAAUGUUUUCCUAGUCUUUCAGGGUUUAAGUGAUUUUUUCGGUAGAUCUUUUUACUACAAAGUGACCAGCUCCUUGGUGUGGAAGUGGUGGAGUUCCAUCAGCAUCAGGUGUGCUGUGGCAGCCUCAAAAGGGGGAGACUGGGCCCCUCAGAGCUGGUGUGGGUCUGGCUGGCUGUUCAACAAAGGGGUUAUCUUUGGCUGCCGAGAGAAAAAAGUAAAUAUCUUCCCAUGCUUUUUCCUUGUACUGAUUUUUAGCACUGGGAAAAUAUUUGGCAUCCCUGAAAUUCAGUAUUCAGGUCUGUUCAUAAGGACUGCUGUGACCUCUGCCUCUCUCCCCCAUGAGUUCACCGCCGUGGGGAGAAUCACAAGUGUAUGCUUCCUAAUGAAUUUAGUCCCUAUUUUGCACUUCCCUGGAAAUCUUACCACUUCAUUAUUUCAGCAACAGCAAAACCAGGUCCUUGCUGGAAGGAAAAUUAACACACGCUCUCCAUCCUUACUUUGACCUGAUCCUCCGAAUUACCUGAUUAUCGGACUGCUGCCAGUCGAUGCAGCAGAAGCUUUGUACUGUUUUUGCUAAGAAAAUCACAUGAAGGGCUCCAUCAGCAUUGGAGUUGAGAAGCGCAGGCAGUCCCACUGAAACCAGUAAGAUGUGCAUGUAGAUGAAAAUCGAUGUGUGUGUGUAGGGCAGUUGGGAUCAAGGGCAGAGUUAUUUUAUUGCAGAUGAGACAUACUUGAGGGUAAAUCUGUGGCAGUGUAAAAGUUGCCUUGAAAUGACCACUGAAGUGGACUGUCAACUUUCUUGCUCAAAAAACAGUGUGGGGGUGCACAGAGAAAGAAGGAUGCGACUUUAAAAAUACGGUAGCUGUAGGAAAAAGAGAGCAGGUGAUUACAGAGAGCAGGGGAGAAGGCGGCACGGAGAGGAGUUGUUCUAGUUUGUCGUGUUCCUGGACACUUAUUAGAGGGGGUUUUGUGGGGAAGUGCAGCUGCAUACACUGGUCUGGACCGUGCUUCUCCCAUGUCAGCCUUGGCUUCAUGCUCUGUGUUCGCUUUUGGGGUGGCGUGUGCUGUCGUGUCUAUGCACGUGGACAUACGCGGCAUGUGCUGCUGUGAGACACCCGCCCUUCAUGCCUCUGUGCCCAUACCAAGUGUCUGUAGAUGCAUUUUGAGCAACUUUCUGUGCAUGAGUGUAAGGACAAGUUGACCCAGGCUUCAUCACUGGAGAAACAUCUCUGGAGUCAGUACUUGUGGGCAGGGAAGGGCUAUGGCCAAAUACAUGUCCCUUUUGCCCCAGAUUCUUGAGGCCGAGCGCCUGCGUCGCUGGGAGAAGCUGGGAGGGGGGGUGCAUCUCUCAUGGCACCGCAUUUACGCUUUCAUUUUUCUUUUCCAUCUCUGCGUCCUGCCACUCGCUGGUUGCAGUGGCGCUAGGUGUGCUUACCGGAGCUGGCUGGGCAGGCUGCCUGUUGUGAACCCAGAGGGAGCCUGGAGCUGCUCACCCACCCUUUUCUUAAGGAGAAGCAACAUUAAGCUUUUCAGAGCAAUAAAAAUCCUCCCCCUGCUUUCUUCCAGGGCAGCCAGAAGCUCGCAUGGCAACAUGCAUCCGUAGCCUGCUAAGGCAAGAUGAGAGACGGGAAGAAACUGUCCCCGUGGGGUGGCCAGGCUGCAGCUCCCAUGCUGGCACCGGCCCUGGUCCCCGCGCAGCAGGUCUGCGGUGCACGGCCAGGUGGGGACCUGGGCACACACACGCAGGCUGUGGCUUUGCGUGCAGAGAGCAAAUCCAGAGCCUCACUAACGAUACUGAACGGUACUAAUUAUUUGGUUUCGUGUUUCCUUCAAAGCUCAACUCUGGGAGAGAGUAUUUUAGGUUUUGUGCUGGUGUAACUAACCUUAGCCACCUGUGAACACAGCCCUCUUUUCUUCUGUGCUGUUAAAUAUUUAUAAAGAAUGAAGGCCGGCAACGGGAGCGAAGCCACGGGCCUGUUGUGAUUUCAGUGAUUAAAGACAGUAUCAUCAAGCAA
This is a messenger RNA of Falco peregrinus (peregrine falcon), 8033 nucleotides long. It is a transcript of the gene LIMD1, whose product is annotated as LIM domain containing 1. Gene Ontology annotation, molecular function: transcription corepressor activity. NCBI's taxonomy places the organism in Eukaryota, Metazoa, Chordata, Aves, Falconiformes, Falconidae. Gene Ontology annotation, cellular component: nucleus; adherens junction; P-body. The transcript has 8 exons. The record is from RefSeq and is a predicted model, not a curated record. The coding region runs from base 235 to 2013 and encodes 592 amino acids. Gene Ontology annotation, biological process: regulation of DNA-templated transcription; response to hypoxia; positive regulation of miRNA-mediated gene silencing.